This is a messenger RNA of Trypanosoma conorhini, 1125 nucleotides long. RefSeq names its product methyltransferase. Gene Ontology annotation, cellular component: nucleus; cytoplasm. Bases 1 to 1125 code for a protein of 374 amino acids. The record is from RefSeq and is a predicted model, not a curated record. Lineage: Eukaryota; Euglenozoa; Kinetoplastea; Trypanosomatida; Trypanosomatidae. Gene Ontology annotation, molecular function: methyltransferase cap1 activity. Gene Ontology annotation, biological process: 7-methylguanosine mRNA capping. The transcript has a single exon.
AUGUUGGAAGUGGCAGACAAGACAGUGGAGUUUUUGCUGCGUCACGACGCCGCGCGCCCGCCGCCAGACAUUGGCUCGCUUGCAGGGAACGCAUUCGAACGUGUUCACUGGAGAGACGCAUUUGACACCUUUCAGGAGGCUGAGCGUCUGGCGCUCUGGGAAACGAAAACUGCGCUGGAUGGCCUCAAUGAGGGUGCGUACCUUGCCGCCCGUGAUGCCCUCUUCCCGCUGGCCGUGAGCGGCAGCCAAGGCGCUGUUUCGUUCGGAAACCGUGCCGGACACAAACUGCGCGAAGCGUUGGAGGCUACCGGUGUUUGGGAACACCUGCAGCAUGAGACAUGUGGGCGGAAUAGUCGUAUUGCCUUUGCCGAUGUCUGCGGUGGCCCUGGUGCCUUCUCGCAGGCCCUCUUCGCGAUGAGCCGGCAGUACAAACUGAAACUGCGGGGGUUUGGCAUGACACUGCGCAGCGUGAAGGGGCUCGACUGGUACUCCAGUCUUCCAUCGGACCGCUUCCUGGCCACGUACGGCGUUGACGGUACCGGGGAUGUCUUUAACUUGGCUAACAUUGAGGCACUUCGCUCCUUAACUCUCACAGAAAAGCUGAAGCUUGUCGUGGCUGACGGUGGCUUCAACGUCCCAUUCGAUAUUGCGAACUAUCAGGAGACCAUCUCCGGCAGGAUUCUCUUCGGGCAAUGGUUGGCCGCGUUGAAGCUCCUUCGGCCGGGUGGUUGUUUUCUGCUGAAGCUAUUUGACACAUUUUCCCCGCUUUUGCGCGUCAUGCUGUACCUCGCCACCUACCUGUACGACCGCGUUCAUGUGGUGAAGCCUCGCCACAGCCGUGUCGUGAAUAGCGAGAGAUAUUUGGUGUGUCUGGGCUUUCGCGGUGCCCAGGCGCCAUGGAUGGCGUACUUCGAGCGCUGCUAUCAGGUUGGCUUUACCGACAACGACUCUAUUCCAACCAUAAUGCCCGUCUCGUGGGUGAUGGAGGACGAGACGUUUGUGGGUGACAUGGCGGAGAUGAGCUCUGCAAUUGCGUCGAACCAGGUGGUGUCGCUGAAGAUGGUGCUGGCAAAGUUGCAUUCCUCCUCGUCAGCGGAAAAGACGGAGCAGCAGCCGGUUUCUUGA